AUGUUUAAAAACAAUGUGUUUGUUUCUGUUGCAGACGACCACAGCCUCGUACAAGAGAUCUGGGCUGGUGAGUGUCCCCCAAGCACCCUCACCCGAGCACCCUCACCCAAGCACCCUCACCCAAGCACCCUCACCCAAGCACCCUCACAGCAGCACCCUCACAGCAGCACCCUCACAGCAGCACCCGCACAGCAGCACCCUCACAGCAGCACCCUCACAGCAGCACCCUCACAGCAGCACCCUCACAGCAGCACCCGCACAGCAGCACCCUCACAGCAGCACCCUCACAGCAGCACCCUCACAGCAGCACCCUCACAGCAGCCCAGCACCCACAGCAGCACCCUCACAGCAGCACCCUCACAGCAGCACCCUCACAGCAGCACCCUCACAGCAGCACCCUCACAGCAGCACCCUCACAGCAGCACCCUCACAGCAGCACCCUGA
Molecule: messenger RNA, 444 nt
Organism: Knipowitschia caucasica
Lineage: Eukaryota; Metazoa; Chordata; Actinopteri; Gobiiformes; Gobiidae
Source: the annotation of a GenBank genome assembly